UGCUUGGCGCGUUAAUUUACACCACUAUGCAUCAUAUAAAUUUAUUUAAAUUUGUUUUAAUGUAGGAAAAUAUAAACGAAAAAUCUUAUUUAAUUAGUAUCAUCAUUAAAUUCAUGCUUCAGGUAAAAAAAAUGAACAACGACCGAAGCUUGUAACAGUUGUAAAAUUCAAUGGAAGUGCAGUUAUAAUCCCAAUGAUAAAUGACCGCCAACCACUUGCUGCUGGACUGCAGCAAUAAUAAAUGAAUUUGAGUCAAAAAGUGAUGAGGAAGCUGAGAUUAAGCUCUGGCUGUUUCAUUCAGGCGGGUUUAAUCUCAAACAUAUAUAAACGUAAUUUGACCGUUGUCGGACCUAUUUAUCAUUUAGGGCUGCUAAUCUAAGAAGAAAGCCAUCUCAAUUUCCAUUGACAUAUAACUAGAAAGAAAGACACACACACACACAUAUAUAUAUAUAUAUGUAUAUAUAUUAUAUAUAAUGUGUGUGCGUGAAUCGAUGGAUGUAUAUGUAUACACACUGGAUAGUGCUUAGGAAAUCAUAUAGAAGUAUCUACUGAUGUCAUCGGAUUUAAUGGAAAAUAUACAUAAAGUAAAAGAGAUUUUGAGUGUUUGAAACAAAUAAAAUGACUAACUGAAUAGAAGAGCUAUUGUUAUAAAUUUGAAGGAGUUUUAUAAACUGAAAUUAUGUCAGCCCAUGUUUUGUCACCAUCAACUUCACAGGACUCAUCACCUGGUUCAGACAGUCCAGUUUUUAUGGAAUGGAAGCAACAGCUUCAUGCAUAUGAAGCUUGGGUUAAUGCUCAGCUCCGUAAACGGCCAUCAGCUCGCCAGAUUGAAGAUCUCAGGAACGAUGUUAAAGAUGGUGUUGCUCUCAUCAAUCUUAUUGAAGUGGUUGGUGGCGAAAAACUACAGAAUGUUCAUAUGGUUCCCUCUACCCAUGCUGAGAUGAAGGCAAACGUAGAGAGAGUUUUACAAUUCAUGUCUGCUAACCACAUCCGGAUGCAUCCAAUGAAAGCAAGUGAUAUUGUCGAUGGUAACCUGAAGUGUAUUAUGCGCCUUAUUCUGGCAUUAGCAGCCCAUUUUAAGCCUAAUUCAGUAAAGCACCAAUCUGUAGCUGGUGUUAUCUCUCCAAACCGAGGGAGAUCUUUAGCAAGUAUAGCACAGAGUGCUGCUGUCACUUUAGCAACUGCACGCAGAUUUGUGUCAAAAGCUAGCAAACAAUACCAUGGAAGCAACUAUAAGGAUUAUGGACAUACAACCCACAUACCAGCUGAUGUAGCUGCAAUGCAAGCCAGAAUGAUGAUGAUAAAAUCCUGCCCUGGGCCCAAACAUCUGUCUGCCACAGGAGAACAGGAUUACGAUAUAGAUGGGAUGCCACGGAGUCGAUCAACUGGAUUCAUACCAGCCAAUGAAGACUCAGUGGAGUAUGGUCAAGACAAUACCGUGAUACUUGAUCAACAACAGUAUAAUGAUCUCUUAAAGGAAUAUGAUGACCUGGCAGAUACAAUGAAAGAAACAAAAUCUGAUCUUCUGAAAUUGCAAAAUUUGCUUUUGAACGGAGAAAUAACAAGUCUUGUACCCUCUUCAGAGCUGGAUGAUCUUGAAGGAUAUUCAAUUUCUGACCAAAUGGUUGUCCUUCGUAGUAGGCUUCAGCAAGCAACAGAAAUAUCUCGUGACUUAAAAGAACAGUUAUCUCGAACAAAAAUUGAAUGUCGAGAGCUUUAUGGUGCUAAGGCUGGUUUACAACAGCGUUUAGCUGAACAAGAAGUCACUCUAGCAAAUUCUAAAGCUGAUUUAUAUCGCCGAAGUUUAGACUUUCAGAGUUUGGAAUCAGAAAAGAAUAUGCUGAUUAAAAAACUGAAUGAAAAAGACAAACAACUGACUGAGUUAAAGAGAGAUGUCAGCCAGAAAGAUAAAGUAAUUGAAGAUCUGCAGUUUCAAAUGAAUCCUGAAUUAUUAGAAGAAAAAGAUGUGAUGAGACGUAACUGCUGGCUUCACAUUAGAUGUCUUCAAAAACUUCAAUCUAUGCGAAGAACAGAGUCAAUGAAGAAAGAUAAAGAGGAUUCUGUGGUUGAUGUUCAAAUGAUUCAGGGAUCUAUAGAAAAACUCCGGUUGUCUUUCAAUGACAAUGACCAAGAAAAGUUAUCAUCUUUGGAUCAACUUGAACAAAAUGUCAUUACAUUUAUUGAGAAGAUGCAUUAUGGCAGCAUUGAUAUUCUCCCUCAGUCUCCAACACUGAAGUUGAGCAGGCCAGUCCUGCCAAGCCAUUUUAAAGAAGAUGCACAAGGGAAUUAUAUGACUUCAACUAUCACAGCAACAAAUUCAGCUUCUAUAAAGCAAUUAGAAACUAAAGUGCUUUAUUAUUUGGAUAAUUCAGAAACAUCACAUAUGAUAACAGUUCCAAAAAGAUUAGGGGAAAUUACCUUAAAAGAUCUCCAAAAUCGAAUUCAAAAGUCUGAAGGCUACCGAUUUCAGUUCAAAGCACUAGAUCCUGAGUUUGGAACAGUUAAAGAAGAGCUGUUCAAUGGCAAAGACAUCCUGCCUGGUUGGGAAGGCAAGAUCGUUGCUUGGGUGACAGAGAAGAAAACUGAAUAGAUUUCUAUUUUAUAGAGUAUAUAAUAUGAAAAAUAUUUAGAAAUAUUUAAAAUGAGACAUCAAGGGAAAGCAUCAUUCUUUGAUACACACACACAAAUAUAUAUGUAAUACAUAUACAAAUACAAACUCACUAUUUAUAAUGUAAUCUAUGCUCAAAGUUGACAGUUGACAGUUAUGUUUAGGUAAUUUUCGUGGCUUUAACUAGCCGGAGCUAGUUCACUAGUCACCAAAGUCUACUCUGUAGAGUAGAUAUUGUAUCUGAUCAAAGCUUUUUAUAGACAAAAUAAUUUGUAUUUGUUGUAUAAAAGAUUUAUUUUGUUAUAUUUGUUGCUGCACAAGCUGAUAUUCACAUACGUCAUCCAGUUUCAAUCUAUAUAAUAGUACACAAAAUUCCUCUACCUUCUUCAUUUCUAAAAUUGUUCUUAAUAUCAUUGGAAAUGAUUCUGUGAAGCUUUUAGAAGGAGAAGGAGAAGUAAAGUUCAGAUGGCCACCAGUCCAACUGCAAAAAAAGAUAUCCUUUUGGCUGUAAGGAAAAGAGAAAAAAAAAGUUAAGUUUUCAAUUGUAGAAUGUUGGUUUUCCCCAUUUGUUGUAAAGCUUCUUACUGUAAGUGAAAAACCAGAAAGAAAUUUGAAUUGAAACUCCCAUUGUAUUUUAGCAAGUCUUUUUAUAAUUUCUAUUGUAUAAAAUAUAUUUGUGCCUAGCAGAUAUGCUAGAAAUAUCUUUCAAAGAAUAUGUUUUAUAUUCCUAUCCUACUAAGUAAGUGUUAAUGUUUUAUUUUCACUGCUCUUUUCUAUGUAAACUUCUGAUAUCGGUAUUUAAAUUGGCAAAGGGAAUGAACGACUCUAUUUAUCUCAGUCUUUUCUUAUAAAAGCCCCUAUUUUCUUGAUUUUGUUUGGAUCACCAUAGAUAUUCCUUUGCCUACUUAUAUUUCAUUAUCUUGUAUUCUUAUAUUUGGGAAUAAUUUUAACUGAAUUUUCUUUAAAGAAAAAGUCUUCCUCUUCUUUUCAUAUAUAUAUUGAAAUUGGAAACUGAGAAGUUGAAAUUGACAAUAGAAAUAUUUACUGUAUUUGUUUUCUUUCAUAAUUACUUGAAAGAAAAAGCUAAAAUACCAGCUAAAAUUACAAUACAAUCUCUCUCUCUCUCUCUCUCUCUCUCAGAUAAAAUUAAAAAUCGUUAAAAACAUAUUUCUUCAUAUAAAUAAUAUAUGUUGAUAAUAUUAAAUGCUAAACUUGACUUUGCCUUUCAUCUUUUGGGGAUUAAUAAAAUAAGUACCAGUUGAACACUGGGGUCAAUAUAAUUGACUGACCCCCUUCCCUGAAGUCGCUGGCCUUGUGCCAAAAUGUGAUACCAAUAUUAAAUGCUCAAUUGAGGUUAUUACUUGAAAGCAAGAAGGUGGCUAGCUAACAGAAUCAUUAACCUGUUGGAAACAAAAUGCUUUGCAGUAUUUCUACUGAUUCAUUGUAUUCUGAUUUCAAAUUUCGCUGAGGUCAACUUUACCUUUCAUCCUUUUAGGGGUUGAUAAAAUAAGUACCAGUUGAGCACUGGGGAUGAUGUAAUCGACUAGCUUCUCCCCCAAAAUUUCAGGCCUUGUACCUAUAGUAGAAAGAAAUAUUUUAAAGCAAGCCUCAGAAUAACAACAGGAUAUUUACUGAUGAAGGAGGAGGGACUCAAUACUGAGAGGCAAAUUCAUUAUAAAGUCACAGUUAAUAAUAUUAUCUUUGGUGGCAAGCUGGCAGAGUUGGUAGCAUGCUGGGCGAAAUGCUUUGUGGCAUUUUGUCCAUCUUUACAUUCUGAGUUCAAAUGCUGUUGAGGCUGACUUUGCCUUUCAUCCUUUUGGGGGUCGAUAAAAUGAGUAUCAGUUGAGCACUGGCUGGCGUUGAUGUAAUUGAUUUGUCCCCUCCCCCCCAAAUUUCAGGCUUUGUACCUUUAGUAGAAAGGAAUAUUAUCUAUUAUUUAAGGGGGCGAGCUGGCAGAUUUGUUAGCACACUAAGCAAAAUGCUUUGCAGCCUUUCGUCCAUUUUUACAUUCUGAGUUCAAAUUCUGCUGGGGUUGACUUUGCCUUUCAUCCUUUUGGGGUUGAUAAAAUAAGUACCAUUUGAAUACUGGGGUCAAUGUAAUCAACUUAGCUCCUCCCUUGAAAUUGCUGGCCUUGUGCCAAAAUUUGAUACCAAUAUUAUCUAUUACCUAGUUUCCUCAAAUUAUUUCCAGUUGGAAUUAUCAUAUAUUUAUUCACAAAUUCUCUUAUGACUGUCAUAUUAUCCCACAUGUCAUACAAAUAUAAAAAAGAAAUAAUAAUACUAACAAUACUGUCAAUUAAUGAAACUUAUAUUAUUCUUAUUCAUUAUGUUAUAUAAAACUUGUGGUGAGUGCUUUAGAACAAGAGAUAAGCUCUUGUAUGUCAUCAUUACAUUCUUGUUUCGAAUCUCACUCAGAGAAAGGCAUCAACAUGACCCUACAUCAUUUUCUCUUUUUAAAGUACACAAGCUUGAAACCUAGCCAAAGGAUAAACUAAUAUAUUUAUAAAAUUAUUCAUUAUUCAUCCAUGUUUAUCAGUAUUAAAUUGGCUAUAUCUGUCUCAAUCUUUCAUUAUAAAAUCCCUACUCACUUAAUUUUGCUCUGAUCUCUCUAAUUUAUAUUUUCUUUUGCUUAAUAUUUUUACUGAUUUAAUUCUUAUUCAUUUUUCACAAGCAACAAAGGGAAACUACAACUCCUCUUCCGAAAUUAUCAAAUUUGCAAAUACAGCAUAUAUUCUAAUCCACUAAAUAGCACUUCUUACAUAUAUAUGUAUAGAUAGAUAGAUAGACAGAACCAACCCUGGGUAGGAUCUAUGAUUUAUAUUGGAUUUGGUACCUAUAUAUAAUUAUAAAUAAAGAGAAAAAUAUUCUAAUAAAAUUUAUUUUACCAUUCAAUAUUCUUAUUUAACAACAAUUGUUUCACAGCUUAAAAAUUGCAUAUAAAUGUAGACAUGUAAUUUAUUAAUUAUAAAAUAUAAUAAAAUAAAUUAUUUAUACAUGUUUAUUAAGCUGCGAAACAAUUGUUAAAUAAGAAUAUCCAAUGGUAAAAUAAAUUUUAUCAUAGUAUAUUUCUCUCUUUAUUUAUAUGUUUUACUGUAUAUUCUAUUUGUUUUGUAGAAUGGUACAUUAAGCAACUUUUUUUUAUGAGUACCACCAGAUUAGUUGAAUUCAUAUAAUGUGACUUAUAUAUAUAUAUAUAUAUAUAUAUAUAUAUAUAUAUAUAUGCAGUAUACUACCAACAAAUGACGCCUAAUGGUUGUUUUCCUUUACUGUGAACUUAAUGUUAUGGUACCCAGCCAGUACUGGGCAUCCCACUUGCGAUAUGCCUAGAUUCUAAUGAAUCCUGUAACUAUUCAAUAGAUAGACAUGUAGGCAGAUAGGUAUGUGUAUGUGGCUUUUUGAACUUAACUUCCUUGCAGGUCUUUCAUUGUCAUGGUUUAUACCAGUCAUGGGCAAAUCACAGCCCAUGGAACUUUCUGAAUGGCACACCUAACAAGACAAUUAUCUUGAAUUUAUUUUAGUAGUGUGAUCCGCCUGAUAAUGAGCCCUGUCUCUUUGCAGCCAGCUUCUCAAAAAAAUAAUAAAUAAAUGCUGCUCAUAUUUGGUUUUGACAUUACUUUCCUCUAUUAAAUUCCUCAACUUCUAACCUAUCUGUAACUGUUUCAUAAUUCACAGAAUAUAUCUAUUACAUUUAGUAAUAUUUGUAAUACACUGCUACGAGACAUGACAACUCAUUUUUAGUUUGCCAGACAUGUUGUUAUAACCUGUAUAGGUCAUAUUCCUUGCAGAGUAUAUUGAAUUUCACACUUGGGGCCAAAUUGUGACAAUCUGUUAUUGAUUAAUCAUUGCAGUUCUUCUAUUGAUUUUGCAGAUGUUAAAUACAGCCAUUCUUGAUUUUUAUUGUUAGGUUUCAAAUUAAGAACAAGAAAAGGAAAGGGGUUAAGAAAAGAACCUCAAUAAAUGAUUGCCUGAAUUUCAGUAUUGAUCCUAGUGCUAAUUUAGCUCCAUUAAUUACAGAUAUUCUUUAUUGAUGGCUAGUUCUUAAUUUUCAUUUGGAAUAUAAAUGUUGAGAUUUAUGGCUCUAUUGCCCUCAUUACUUGGCCUAUGACUUCAACCAAAACAUUUAUUAUUUUCAGUCAAAUUAGUUGAAAAUGAUGCUGAGAUAAAGAAUAUGAACUAUAUGAUUUAGGAGUUAAAAAUUCAAAAUAUUGGGUAAAAAUAUCAAUGAUGUGGAAUGGUACAAAGAUAAGCUCUGUUGAUGUCAAUUUAAUUUUUUCUUUUUGACUAAUACAAUCUGUGAAAACAGUGCUUUAGUGUGGCCUUAGUCCUGAUGGCUGAAACAAAGUAAAGAACUAACUGGAGACAAUUUUCUACUCCAAAAAAAUAAAGGAUUGGAAAGUAAAACAGAGAAUAUUUACUAUAAACGAUUUAAAACCAAACUAAAAACCAUACCAACAAAUCUGUAUAGCUAAAGUAUUUAAAUCAUAUGAAAUUUAAUAUUAAUUUGUUAUAAGAUGGGGGACUGACAGAAUUGUUAGCACACUGGGGAAAAUAUUUAGUGGCAUUUUGUUAAUCUUUACAUUAUGAGUUCAAAUUCCACCGAGGUCGACUUUGCCUUUCAUCUUUUUGCGUUUGAUGAAAUAAGUACCUGUUGAGCACUGGGGGUUGAUGUAAUCAGCUUAACCCCUCCCUAGAAUUGCUGGCCUUAUGUCAAAAUUUGAAGCAAAUAUUAAUUACUUAUGGAUUUUUCUUUUGUAUUAUUCCUGCCAUCUCUGUAUAAUUAAUAAAUUGCUCUCCUGGGACAAAUAUUUCAGUGGUCCUAAAAACUGAAGGUUUUUUUUUUAACAACCCAGUUCUUGUAGGAAAAUUGUUUGAUAAAGUGUGGUUAAGGAACUCACUUUGCAACCACGUGGUUUUCGGUUCAGUCCUCCUGUGCAGUACCUUGGGCAAGUGUGUUCUACUACAUCUCUAGGCUGACCAAUGACUCUUGUGAGUGAAUUUAGUAGGCAGAAACUGCAUGGAAGCCCAUCAUAUAUACAUAUAUAUAUAUGUGCAUGUGCCUUUGUGUUUUGUAUCCCCAGCACCACUUGACAACCAGUGUUGGUUUGUUUACGUCCUUGUAACUUAAUGGUUUGACAAAAGAGACCAAUAGAAUAAGUACCCUUAACUUAAAAAAAAUAAGUCCAGGGGUCGAUUUGUUUGACUAAACCCUUCAAGGCAGUGCACCAGCAUGGCCGCAGUCCAGUAAAUGAAACAAAUAAAAAGUAAAAGCAUAGGAGAUAUUCCCAAUGAAGAUAAACUUUUUUCUAUUAAAUGCAUUAAUUUAGAUGUUUGCUGACUUUUUUUUUUUUACUCAAUCAUGGCAUAUUACUCAAAACAUAGCAAAAGUGGUAGUUUGUAAUAUGCAUACAAUAACCUUCAAAAGCCUAUGGAAGCUGUACAAACUUGCAGUAUGGAAUUUUUUUUGCCUGGUCCUUACACACACACAUUCGCUCACUUAAAAUCUCUGUGCUGUGGUUCCUAACUAUUACGGGAAGGAACCUAGAUUAUAUUGUUGAUAACCAUUUUUCUCUUAUCAAUAAAUGCUUACUUUGGUGAUUAAAAAAAAAAAAAAUUUUUGAAUGAUAGCUUUCUGUCUGAUUGCAAUUAUGCCUCCAUAUAUUUACAUUCUUUUAUAAUAUUUUGAGAAGGCAGUGUACAUUUAAUUCAGUUCAUACACCUACUGUGAUAUUUAUAUUUUAACCAUUCCUUUAACUGGAAAUUAUUAAACUGGACCAAGAAAUGUCUGUGUAAUCUUUUUUUUUUUUUUUCCAGCUGUUAAACACUGAAAGCAGCAAUCAAAUCUUAUCCAGUUCUCUGCUUUGAGUGAUUACAGAACUUCCAUAUAAACAUGGUUACACUUACAAAGGCACUCUUUUUUCCAAUAUUUAGUUUAUUUUUUAAUGCCAAAGAACAUUACAAGUUUGUGAAAAAAGAAAUUUCUAUAGUUUGGCUUUCAGCUGCAACUUCCAUCUAUUUUCAGUAUAUAGUCAUUUUAUGGUUAAUUAUUUUUCUAUAAGGAGAAACAAACCCUGGAUCAGUGCUAAUUAUAAGAUGUCUAUCAGACUAUCAUGUGACACUGUGACCAGAGUUUGAUUUCCUUCUGAUAAUAUAUAAUAUUAAUUAACUAUUUUCUUUCUACAAUGUCUUUUAAUAGCAUUUUUAUAAAAUAGAAAGCUUCUAUACACAAGUAGCUGCAUGAAGCAGUGAAAUUAUACAAAAUUGUGUUUGAUAGUUAUUUAAAUCUGUAAAUACUUUUCACAGCAGUUAGUCAUGUGUGCUUUUUUUUUUUUUGUCCCUGACAAACUGCAGUGAAAGGAUCUUACCAGUUCAAAUACCUCUCGAAACACAUUUGAAAUGGUCUUAAGAUUGUAUAGAAAGUUUCUAUGAUAUAAUAUUUAAGUAGUAUAUGACUAAAAUAUUGCAAUGUGCUUCAGACAUUCUUAAAUAAACUAAAGAUACUGACUUGAUUAUUCAGGGUAAAAAUCAAGAGAGAAAUUAUUCAAUUUCCAUAAAUAUUUCAAUGUUUCAUGCAAUGGAAUUUUGUUUUGUUUUGUUUUGUUUUGUUUAUCUUUUGUUAAAAUUGUAAAAUAUACUUUGUAAUUUAUGCAAAAAUGAAUUGUGUUUUGUUGUUCAUUAAAUUUUAUGAGAUAUUUCAUUGUAACAUAUCCCUUAUAAUUAAACACACAGCAAAAUAAAGCUACUUGUCCUAA
Messenger RNA from Octopus bimaculoides (California two-spot octopus), 9357 nucleotides. RefSeq names its product dixin. Lineage: Eukaryota; Metazoa; Mollusca; Cephalopoda; Octopoda; Octopodidae. Gene Ontology annotation, molecular function: protein binding. The record is from RefSeq and is a predicted model, not a curated record. Gene Ontology annotation, biological process: canonical Wnt signaling pathway. Gene Ontology annotation, cellular component: cytosol.